This is a messenger RNA of Durusdinium trenchii, 1122 nucleotides long. Lineage: Eukaryota; Dinophyceae; Suessiales; Symbiodiniaceae. The record is from the annotation of a GenBank genome assembly.
AUGGUGCGGGAUCGGGAACCAGCCGUCUGUGAACAGCACCGUUGGACCAGUGUCUCGCAUGAGGGCUACCAUUGCCACGACACCUUUCUGUACCCCGUGCCUUCGCCAGAUCUUGGGGCAUUCUAUCUGGUUUGGAGGAGAUCAUGGUCGGAAGCCGCUGGUAGCUACAGGGCUCACCUGAAAAGCAUUGGGUCGAAGGAGUUUCGAACUGGCCGCAGCGUGUACGAAGAUGCCAUCAUGGAUGCCACAGAUGGUAAACUGACCUUGGUCCGCCGGCCUGAAGAGGCCGGUCGGGGGCCCACGGUGCUGGCGCUGGUCAAGGGCGAAGCGAUCGUGAAUGUCGUCUCGGCGAGGAAUGGCCCGACGGUGGAGAUUGUACACCUCACCGACGGUGGAAAUCAUCGAAGAGUGCUCUGGCGGCAGAGCGAGGCCACCGAGCUUUGUGCGGCCUUUGAAGGCCAACUUCGGAUCCAGCAGAUGUUGUUUGUCCAAGAGAUGGUCUACCUGCUGGCCAAACGAUGUGCAGAUGACGGUGGCCACAAAGACUCCGACAAGACGGGCGUCAUCCUGCAGGGUGUCCUCGACAUGGAAAAGGGAGUGCUGUCUUUGUCCAGAUGGGCUGAUCUGGAGAGGAUCGAGUCCCACAAUGGGCUUGGCGGCUACGUGGGCGUCAAUGCCAAGGGUUCGCGGCUUUACUUCUUUGAUGCCUGGAAGGAGCAGAUGUUCACCGUCUCGGCUGACACCCUGCAGCGAAGUGAGGUGCCCUUGCCACCCUGGGACUUUGAAGGGCUUCCCCAUGACGCGAGUGUCUGGUGCCAAGUGGAUCCUCACACGGAGGACCUCUACUUCCUGCAUGACUUCGCCCUCAUCACAUUUCGGGGCCAAAACGACUUCGGCGAUGACGACGAGCCCGCGGGGCCCCCUGGUCCAGACGACGACGAAGCGUGCUUGGAGCGCUCCGACGAGCUGGAUGGGAACACCUGCACAGUGUAUCGGCUGCGUGCGAGCGGCGAUGGGCCUGAGCGCUACAAGGCCUCCAAAUACGUGUCACACGACCUCUUGAGGAACCUUCAGGUGCUGUGUCUGGUGAGAGACUUGACGAACCGGCAGCGCAGGACGUGA